AGAAAACCAUGUAGAAAGGAGGUGAGGAUGAAAGAGGAGUUCAAGAAAAUUAGAGGAUUAGAAGGAGAAAAUAGGGAGUGAAUGAGAGGAUACAGAGAUGAUAGAGAGAAACAAUGCAACACCUCAAGAAAAUAAGUGGAAAGAGGCAAAUACAGGUCAACAAGUGCAGAAAAAAGAAGAGAAGGAAACACGAUGUGAGUGUUGAAAGUUAGAAACCUGCAGCAGAGAAAGUGGAAGGAAAAAGUGCAUUAAUUGGAGUUGACAAAAGGGAAAAAAAGAGUGGGAAAGAGGAGGAGAGAAGCUGAGAGAAGGGAGUGGAGAGGCAGCUGAGGGGGAGAGCUGGAAAAUAAAGAGUGUGACGGACGAGCUGAGGGCAGAUAUGAGGAGGAAAAACAGCAGAGAUGCUUCAUUCACCGUCGUGUUUCCAGAUGCUCUGAUGCUGUAAAAAAAAAAACCAAAAAAAAAAACUCCUGAGCUGCUGCUGCUACAAACUGAACGCUAUCAGGACGGAACAGGCAGCUGCCAAACCCACCGACACUCAUAAACACACUGACUGAUGCAGAGAGGAGGCAGCGUUGGACAUGAAACCUUUAUUGUGCUGGACUUGGUUUGACAGUUGGGAAUAACCGGUUCUUCGUGUUGCCAGUGUUUGAAGAUGAAGUGACAGCAGCUGGAUCUGGACCCUGACAGCUUCACAGCUUGGAUGUUUCCAUCGGACGAAACAGGACAACAAAAAUGUCGGUGAAGCUGCGAUUCGACUCCCCUUCAGAUGGCGGUUUGGUCCACAGGAGCAGAUCCUUCACCGGGUUCAGCUCUCUGACGGGUCGACGACGGCCGCCCUCUGCUCGUAACUCUCUUCGCUCCAAAGCCUCGACCGGAGGUAAAUCUCCCAGGAUGCACCUCUCCCCCCGCAGAGGUUCAGGAACUAUCUGGUCCAUGCAGCCGGAGCAGGUCGACAGGGUUUUCCAGGCUCUACGCAAAGGACUCAAUGAGUAUCUGGAGGGUCACCAGGCUGAGAUGGACUUUUUGUCUUCACAGCAGAGAGAAACCAAAAGGAAUUCCAGAUUGGCUUUUCUCUAUGACCUGGAGAAGGAGAUCAGAGCACUGGAGAGAUACAUACGACGAUUAGAAUUUCAAAUCAGCAAGGUGGAGGAGCUGUACGAGACGUACUGCAUCCAAUGGAGGUUGUGUCAAGGUGCUGUCAACAUGAAAAGAGCUUUUUCUCUGUCGCCGUCCAGCAGAGCGUCCAGAGAAAGUUUACUGGAGCUCGGCCGCAACCACCGACACAGUCUGCAGGACAUGUCGGCAAUGGAAGGAGAGCUAGAAAUCCUCCUCGGAGAGCUGCACAUCAAAAUGAAAGGUCUGAUCGGCUUCGCUCGGCUCUGCCCCGGAGACCAGUAUGAGGUGUUGGUGCAUUUGGGUCGCCAGCGAUGGAGGAUCAGAGGGAGGAUCGAGUCGGACGACACUCAGUCGUGGGAUGAAGAGGAGAUGGUCUUCCUCCCUCACAUACACCACAACUUCGACAUCAAGGUGACGGAGGCGAAGGGUUUGGGUUGGCUGCUGGUCGGCAUGGUGACGUGUGCAAGCGCCGACUUCUUUGUGGCCAGGCCUCAGCUGAUGCUGGUGGACAUCACCGAGCUGGGAACCAUCAAACUGCAGCUGGAGGUCACCUGGAAUCCCUUCGACAGCUCUGAGAAAAUGAGGCCGCUGUCCGUCAGCAAACAGUCGGUGUCGAGCAGAAAGAGUUCAGUCUACAGCUGGACGGCGCCGAGUACUCCGUCCUUCACCGAGAAGUACUUCAUAUCGAUGGUUCGAGAGCUACAGGAUCGAGAAGGUUCGUUACCAUCUCUGGUGUCUAAAAGUCGCCACAACAGAGGAGGAGUUUCACUGCUCAGCUACCUGUCCAACCCGUCGCACACCUCCAUCGCUUCCAGCAACAGCCCUCAGAGCCCCAACACACCGAACCUGACCAGGGCUCACAGCUACCCGUCCAGCCCCAGUCGAGGCACCAGUUUCGGGGGAAGUCAGACUCAGCUGUCCCUGGGAGAGGAAGAAUCUCUGGAGGAGCAGGAGGAGAGGAAGAGGAUGCAGGAGAAGGAGAAGGAGGGAGAAGAGUGGGGAGGUGAGACGCCUUCUUCACCAGAGGAGAGUAAAACUGGAUCCCUUCAGGCCUUACAGAGAUCCAGCACUCCAGACAUCCUCAGAAAGAACACAGAACCAGAACCCGAGAAACAAAGUGCAAUCCUGGGUCAGGACUCUGUCAGUGUGCAGGACUCUCCAGACUCUCAGACAUAUUCUGCCCCAGUUCCAUCCUCUCAGCCUCCAGCUGGAUCUCUGUCUUCACCGCCUCCAGCUGAUCCAGCUCCGGGGAGGCCGGUGGUCAGUGGAGCCCAGCAGAGAGCUCAGGCCAUCAGGCUGGGAGCUCUGGUAGCAGAGCUGGAGAAAAGUCUGCAGGACAAGAGCUGCUCUGACAAGGAGAUGAGAGCUUUGGACCACCAGGUCCUACAUCUGGCUACAAUACUGAAGAAUGACCUCUCCAUGUUGAAGAGCUCCUCAUCAGAGGAGACUCUGGCUGUGGAGGAAGUCCUCGGCAGCUUCGACUUCCUGUCACAUGACUUCAAUGCUGAUGACGACACUUCCUGUUUGGGCAGCCUGAGACUAAAAGACAGCGGCAUCAGUUCGUUCCAGCAGAGCACUCUGAGGAGCCUCGGCCUCCUCUCUGAGGACAGCCAAUCAGCUUCUGAGGAAGACCUCGUCAUCGCCCCGCUGACUUCUGGGAACUGGGGUCUCGACCAGGCUCUGGAGACUCACCUGGACAUCUGCUGCAUCCUGCUGCAGAUGAUCAGGACGACCGACUUCGCCCCGUCCAGGAGGGAGCUGCUGCAGGAAGUGUCUCUGCAGGCUGAAGUCCUGGACAGAGUGAGCUGCCUGCUGCUGGAGAAGACUGACAGCAUCACCGCUAGAGACAUCCUGCCGAAGGCCCAGAGAACGAGGGAUCUUCUGCAGUUCUGGGAGGAUUGUGUCAACGAUAGCGGCUCGCCUUUCUGUUGCCAUGCCGACAGCUUCACCAGGACGCUGAAGAAAUGCUACACCCACAAGGUGAAGGCCAAGCAGCCCGGACAGUCAGAGAAAGUGUUUUCUCAGCUCCUGCAGCAGGUGCAGGCCUCCUGCCGGAUGUUGCCCAGCUGCCGGUCGGUCUGCAGCCCAGACAGAGUCUCCCUCUUCCAGCUGUCAGUGUAUCUGAAGCGCUGGAGCUUCCUGGAGCUCGGAGAUCACAUCUCCCGCCUCUCCAGAGAAGAGUACCUCCUCUCGGCCCUGCGGAGCCCCAAAAGGAGGCGGACUUUAAACAAGCUGAGGGGGCGGAGCCUCUCAGAGCUCCUUCCACUGGGAUGCACCCUGCAAACACUCGCCUCCCUGCAGAUCGAUUCCAAUCACAAAGUCUGCAAAGCUGCCGCCAACUGCCUCUGCAGAGCCGCCGGCUACAAGAACUUCAGGAGUAAAGCGUUGGUUUACUACACGGAGAGUUUGAAAAGCAGCGAUGUUCAGAUCCAGCAGGGCUCUUGUCUGGCUCUGAAAUGUCUCAGGGCGACGGAGAGUGUCGACCACAUAGCAGAUUUAUGGAGAUCAGCAGAUGAAGAUCUUCGUAGCGCCGCCAGAGAGACUGUCAUCUCCUUUGGUAAAAAAGGCUACCAGGCAUUCCAGAAGAUGGACCAGCUGGACACUGAGAUGCAGGAGGAGGCUUACCAGAACCAAGAGACUGAGAUUACCAUUUUAUAGGAAACAGCCUCAAUGAUGUCGAGUGUCAAGGAGAGAGACUGAGUUUAAACCAAGUUUGUGCCUGGGCUCAAAUGAGUUGUUCUACUUUCUGGAAAACCUUCUGACAAAUCAUGUAGCUACAAAUCCCAAAGAAACAAGUGCAGAAGAUCUAAUGAAGGUGGCUUCAUCUUCCUCUGGAUGGAUCUUUCACUCACUGAUGUAGGAGUUUUGUUUCAAAGCCUCAUUAUGUAUUAUCUUACUGAGAACUUGAAUUUAUGUUUGUCAGAUUUCUACAGUUUUGUUUAAAGAUGUUCUGUCGCAGCAUCACUUUGUAAUUUAACCUGAUUUUCCAGUGUUGGGACUUUUGUUCAACAACCAGUCUGCAUGGUUAUUUUUAUUGGAAAAUGAAGGAUGAAAAUAUUAUCUCACAUAUUAUGAUAAGUAUGUUGGUGAGGAGAAACAAAGAGCUAAAAUCCAAAAUAUUACAUAAACAUUCAACCCAGAAGGACUAAAUAAAUCCAGAAUAACGGCUCUAAACUGUGCCUCUCCAGCCUGUGAAUGUUGAAUUUUAAUAGAGGAACAAAUGGCUACUGAAAUAUUUCCACAAAUCGGAGCUCAGACAUUCUAGCUUGUUCUUUUUCAUUUUAGGUAUACAGAGAUGCAGACUGACGUUGAUAGCAGCAAACAUCAUGGCUGAAUUGCUUUUAACGUUAGCAGAAAAAGCAACGUUGACUGAAAAUGUGCUAAAACCAACCCAGCAAAUUUCCAUCAUGAACGUUUUCUUCAAUCUGCAAACAAGAUCAUGUUUCUUUAAGAACUCCUGACGGUACGUAAUAGAAGUUCUUGGCCCAACAUAACUUCAGUGCACUUGGUCCACCGAUGUGCAUGUCUUGCUGUGCCUUCGGAAUAAUCUUGAGCCUCCAGAUACUCCUCAGCAACAUGCACGACUUUAUCGUUGAUCUGACAGCAUGCAUGACUACAUCAUCACUCUGAAAAUGGCGACCGCACAAGUGAGAGUUCAGUUUAGGAAGCAGAAGUCAGACAGUGCAGGAUGGUUGAGUAAGGUUCAUCGGGGAAACAGUUUGGCUGCUUCUGUCACCUGUUAGGAUGGACACGUUGACCUGGAGCAACGGCAGCCACAUCCAAGCUUUACUCUCCUUGCUUGUUUGAGUUGUUGUGGAGAGCAAAGGCUUUCAAGUAUACAAUUAUCCCUCAAAAUGGGAGUAACACCCCUUGUUUCUGCAUUUCCAUCAAAGGAACCAGGGUCUAUAGGAAGUCCCAGGUUGUUUUAAACUCCCUGCUCAGAUGUAGGUAUUCUUUAAGGCAAAUUCAAGCUUUUUGUGUCCAUUGUGUCUGCAAAACAUGCAUUUUGUCAUCUACCCAAGUCCAUAAGGCUGUGCAUGAAUCUCUCUGCAGACAUUUGCGUGCAGCCUAAACUUUGCACGACUAUACGUACUGCAAAUGUUGUCCAUGCUUUUAUAAUUACAUCAGUUAAAAGAGUUGUAAUUGAAGUAGUCACUGCAGAAACGCAGUAGGAAAUUCUAAAUUCUCCAGUAGUCCUGUGCUGCGACCGCUUUCUCAGAAAGACUCCCACUGGCACCAUGCUGUAGUACAAUCUGUAAAUAACUGCUAUGUCCUGUAAAAAGUGCAAAGUCGCAGGUUCAUAGAAACCUCCAUAGCAGCCCCAAGUGUUUUCCUGUGUUCAAUAUGGCAGGAAAUGUAGCCAUCUCUGAGGCAAAUGACCGCAUACCGGUUGUAACGUUAACAGCAUGCAGGCAAAAGGGAAAUAAGGAUGUUCAAUGACGACAAUCGUUUGAGUUUUUGUGGAUGGUGAAGGCUUUAGAGUAUAUAGUUAUCAAAAUGGGAGUUACACCACUUGUUUCUGGUUGGAACUUUUUGACGUACCCUCAUAAUUUGAAGUGUACACACUAGGGUUGGAGUGACUACUCGUAACAGUCAACUACAACUAGGUAGCACCCGACAACUCUGGUAAUUCAGAUAGUAUGAUUUUCCUAUAUUAUUCCUAUAGUUCUAUAGCAUCAAUGUUCAUUUUACAUUGACUACUUGAUGUCUACAUUUCCACUGUGGUUGAUUUGCCCCCACACUUGAACAAUUAAUGACUUUAUCUUCCAAGAGUCAGGAAGUUUCAAGACUAUUAAUCAGUUUCCAACAAAUAAAUUAUUGCAGAAAAUAAAGGACCAAGUCUCAAUAAGUCCCAAAUAGAUCUGAACUUAUUAAUUUACGGUCUAAGUUAGUUGACAACUAAUGGUGUUGGUGGUAAUAGUAAGGUUAUAUGAUCAGUGUGCAGGCAGGUGCUGCCCUCUGCUGGCUGCUCCACUAAACUGAAAACAUCCAUUUGUGGUUCAACCGACCUAAAACCUCUCAGAUUUUGGUUUCUAAUUACCAUUUAUGACGUCAAUAAAACUUUGCGGGAGGAAAAUACGUUUUAAUCUGUGACAAAAUGUAAGCGUCUGUGUCAAAUGUGGUUUUUCAAGAUAACUCUGCAUCAUGUUUAGCAACAUUUUGGUCGUAAAUAUGUUAGAAGAAAAAAUCGAAUCUGUUCAUUUACUCAUUGGAAUUAAAUCCGAGGUCAAAAUGUUCAGCAUACCAAAGCUCUCGUGUUGGAAACCCAGCGGUGAAUCAAUUCAAGUCUCACAAGGGAUGCUUUAAUACAGAGCAGCAGGGAAGAUGCUUUAUCUUUAUUUUGUUUUUACAUAAUCAGAUGCAGAGUCAGAUUAGCUCGUAAAAAACAAAACCGACAAAAUGUUCUACAUAUAAAUAAGAACCAGACUCUUAACUAUGGCCUCCUCUUGCACGGACACAUGGUUCAGGAUUUGCACUUUAAAAAAAGAAGGUUUAAACACUUGAAGGAUUUUUCAACACAUUUUUAACACUUUACUUUUCCUGAAAUCAACCUAAUUAGUUCUAACACCUUUUAUUUGGUGAUUUUCCAGACGCUUUUGCUAAAAUCUCUAAAAAUCUAAAUGCUUUCAAGGUUGCAAUGAAGGAAAAAGAGACAGAAAGGAAUGUAGAGCUGAGGGAGAUUUGUAAGAAAAGACGGUAAAUGAAGGUGUGAAGGGAUAAAUAUCGAGGAGAUGCAAGAUGCUUCGUUACACAUACUAACUCAUGCAUCUUAAAUUUUGACCUGAUGAUGGUGCUACAUGGAAACUGAUGAUUCAUUUUGCAGGUUUGUGGGACUUAUGGAGAUGGAAACUUGUCUUGUUUGGUCCCAGCUUUGUGCCAAACUGUGGUUUUAAUAAAUAUGUAUCAUAGUAACUGGAUGUAUUUCUUAUUGAGAUGUGUAGUGGGGACUUAUGUGAGAAAUAAAGGCUCAACAACCUGUA
Messenger RNA from Amphiprion ocellaris (clown anemonefish), 7100 nucleotides. It is a transcript of the gene ripor3, whose product is annotated as RIPOR family member 3. The record is from RefSeq and is a predicted model, not a curated record. Bases 736 to 3777 code for a protein of 1013 amino acids. The transcript has 26 exons. NCBI's taxonomy places the organism in Eukaryota, Metazoa, Chordata, Actinopteri, Pomacentridae.